AUGGCUAGAACCAUGAGAGCACCCAAACACGUGGUCCAGCGAUGCACGCCACUCCCUCUCUUCUCGGUCUUCCUCAUCGCGCUCUGCUUCGCCGCUUCGAACCUGCCCCCCCGCGAGCUCGGCGGACUCGUGCAGCAACGGCCUCAGCCUUGGCAGACUCGUCGCCUUCAACACCACCGGCCUCACCUGCUUCCAAGCAUGGCCCUCGCAGGACUUCGUCCUAAGAGUACGCUCAGGCUCAGCGUCGUCGGUGCAUACAGGAUCUUCGGCAAGGCGGCGCCGGGGAGCAACGCGUGGAGCUUCGUGCUGUCGGCGCCGGACAACGGCGGUUACAUCUCCAUCGGCUUCUCGCCCACGGGGCGGAUGGUCGGGAGCAGCGCCGUGGCCGGGUCGUGCCCGCCGGACCAGGGCAAGCUGGCGCUCGCGAGCGGCGCCGCGGCGCCGACCGUCGUGUCCAACGGGUCCCGGCUCUACCUCGCGUUCCAGCUCGCCGGGCAGCCGCUCACUGACGUCGUCUACGCCGUGGGCCCUAGCGGCACAUUGCCGGGGCGAACGGGCUGCUGCCGCAGCACCAGGACAUGGCGACCGGCACCAUCAGCCUGUCCGGCGGCACCAGUGGCGGGGCAGCCCUGCUACCGGCGGCGCAGCUCGGGCGGCGCCUUCCUGAGCGCGGCGCGGCGGCACGGCGUGCUCGCGCUCGUCAGCUGGGGCGUGCUGGUCCCGGCGGGCGUGGCGCUCGCGCGCUUCUUCAAGCGGUUCGACCCGUUCUGGUUCUACGCGCACGUCGUCGCGCAGGGCCUCGGGUUCCUGCUCGGCGUGCUGGCCGUGGUCGCCGGUUUCAGGCUCGACGACGACGAGGGCCCCAUCGCCACCCACAAGGCCAUCGGCGUCGCCGUCCUCGUCUGCGCCUGUCUGCAGGUGAUGGCGGUGCUGGCGAGGCCGGCCAAGGAGACCAAGGCGAGGAGGUAUUGGAACUGGUACCACCACAGCGUGGGCAGGGCGGCCGUCGUGCUCGGCGUCGCCAACAUCUUCUACGGCCUCUCGUUGGCCAAUGAACGGCAGGAGUGGAGCUACGUCUAUGGCAUUUUCAUUGGGGAUAAAGCCGAUGCCGUGCUCGAUCGUGCCGGCACUCUGCGACUGCGAGUCCGCGUUGCAGCCGCCCGGAGGCUUCUUCGUUCGUCCAGGUCCAGCGUCAUCAUCGAGCACAAGGCAGCUCCCUGGGUCGGCGAGAUCUGGAUAGUCGGACAGCACGCAGGUGCAGAAGGAAGGGAGGUCGUCCUCCCGCAGAUGCGGCAGCGGGAUCCUCGCGCUGCGGUCGUGAGGGUCGAGCAGGUUCUUUCCAUUGCACUUGCACGCAUGGUUGCCAUACGGGCCCUUGUCUGUGUUUAA
Messenger RNA from Miscanthus lutarioriparius, 1389 nucleotides. Lineage: Eukaryota; Viridiplantae; Streptophyta; Magnoliopsida; Poales; Poaceae. The record is from the annotation of a GenBank genome assembly.